Messenger RNA from Moneuplotes crassus, 787 nucleotides. NCBI's taxonomy places the organism in Eukaryota, Ciliophora, Spirotrichea, Euplotida, Euplotidae. The record is from the annotation of a GenBank genome assembly.
AUGGAAGCAGAGACUAGUCACCAAGACUGUAGAGAAUAUGAGGGUUUGAUUCGGGAAGAAGAGUUGGAGUGUGAGAGAGAGGAAGAGUUGUGAAGGGGGAUAUUUGAGAACAUUGUUGGGGAUUUUGAAGGGAUCGUCAAAUUUGCAUCGACUUGUGGAGUUAGGAUGGUGAGUCCUGAUGAGUUCUUUUUGUUUGGUAAAUUGAAGGAUAUUAGAAUUCCAGGCAUGAGAAGUGUUCAUAUAGGAAGACAAAAAUAUAAGAUUAAAGAUUUUUGAAUGCUCUUUCGUUAUUCUUUUCCAAAUAAAACCAGCAGAUUUACUCUGAGUUAUGGUUGGCUGAUUCCCUUUCCAAGAUAUUUUGUAGAUUUUAUUAGAAUUGCUCCUAGGAUUGAGCAUACGGUCACUCUGCAAGAUUUGAUUAUAAACAGAAAGCAGCUAAAAAGAUUAUUUGCUGCUCUCAAACAUUUGAGAUUAUUACAGCUCAUGAGAGUAAAGUUUUCAGUUCCUGAAAUUCCUGACUUCUCAAUGGCUCUGAGAAACACUAAGCUCGAAGAGUUUAAUUUCACGAGAUGAGGACAACCAAAUAGGGGCAACUGGAAGAAGAACAUAAAUGAAUUUGUCAACUUGAUCAAAGGCUUUUCUACUUCAGAUGAUUUGAAGAAAAGUUUGAAACUUAUCUCAGUGACCGGUUGUGGGCUCGAUGAAAUAUUUUCAAAGAAAUUACUGAAGGAUCAUGAUCUUGGACAUGUAAAGAUUAAAUUGUAGUUCAAUUUAAUUUCAGUAAAAA